Messenger RNA from Lepidothrix coronata (blue-crowned manakin), 1524 nucleotides. RefSeq names its product leukocyte receptor cluster member 8 (gene LENG8). Gene Ontology annotation, cellular component: nucleus. The annotation marks the transcript as partial. The transcript is spliced from 4 exons. Lineage: Eukaryota; Metazoa; Chordata; Aves; Passeriformes; Pipridae. The record is from RefSeq and is a predicted model, not a curated record.
GCCCCCCUGACCCCCCCGUGCCCCCCCAGGUGCUGCGCCAGGCCCUGGCCCUGGUCCGAUCCCACUGGGAGCAGCACCGGGACUACGCCUGGGCCUGCGAGCAGCUGAAAUCCCUGCGCCAGGACCUGACGGUCCAGGGCGUCCGCACCGAGUUCACGGUGGAGGUUUACGAGACCCACGCGCGGAUCGCGCUGGAGAAGGGCGACCACGAGGAGUUCAACCAGUGCCAGACGCAGCUGAAGGCGCUGUACGGGGAGAGCCUGCCCGGCUGCGUCGGGGAGUUCACGGCCUAUCGCAUCCUCUACUGCAUGUUCACCCGCAACUCGGGGGAGCUGACCACGGAGCUGGCCCUGCUGCCCCCCAGCCUCAGGACAGACCCCUGUGUGUCCCACGCCCUGUCCCUCCGCGCCGCCUGGGCCUUGGGGCUCUGGAGCCGCUUCUUCCGCCUGCACGGGGCGGCCCCGGCCAUGGGCGGGAGACUCAUCGACCUGUUCGCCGAGCGGGAGCGCCGGGCCGCCCUCAGGGCCAUGAUCAAGGCGUAGGUGGGGCCGGGGGGCCGCGGGGUCGGGGGGGAACGGGCGGGAAUUGGGGGGGGAAGGAUGAGAUUGGAGGGGAAACACCCCGAAAGUGAGGGGGGAACGCCCCUGGAACUGAGGGGAAAACACCCCAAAACCGGGGGGAAAACACCCCAAAAUGAGGAGGGGGGAGAGGAGGUGGAGCCCCCCGUGGCCACACAGGUGAGUGCAGGGGGUGGGACGUGAGUGGCCCCCCCAGGGGGGAGCCCCCAUUUCUGUCCCACAGGGGGGCUGGGACCCCACGUUUGGUUUGGGGGGUGGAACCCGCCCUGUUGUGCCCCACAUUGGGGUGGGUGAACCCCCCAUUUCUGCCCCACAUUGGGGUGGGGGGGUCCCUCUGACCCCCAGCUGGGGCUGUGACUCCCCUCCAUGGGGCUGAGCCCCCCCUUUUGGGGCUGAGCCCCCACUUUGCCCCCCAUGGGGUUACAUCUCCCCCAGUGGGGCUGAGCCCCCCUGUUCCCCUCUGGUGCCGUGUCCCCCCUUAAUGGGGCUGUGACCUCCCAAAUGGGGCUGAGCCCCCACUUAUGGGGCUGUGCCCCCCCCGUUAAUGAGGUCACCCCUCACACUUAUGGCCCCUGUGGGGCUGAGCCCCCAUUUAUGGGGCCGAGCCCCUUCCCUGGGGUCACCCCCCCCCUCUAUGGGGCCGAGCCCCUUCCCUGGGUCCCCCCCCCUCCGUGGGGGUCUCCCCUCGCCGUGGGGCUGUGGGUGCCUGGGGGGGCUCCCCCCGUGUGCCCCCCCGGGCCGCCCCUGCCCCCCUGACCUCCUUCUCUCCCCAGCUACCGCCCGGCGCUGCCGACGGCCCAGCUGGGCCCUGCUCUGGGGCUGGAGCCCCCCGAGCGCCGCCGCUUCCUGGGGGGGCUGCCCCUCACCUUCACCGGCCCCGACCGCGGCGCCAUCGACUGCCGGCAGAGCCUGCAGGCCCUGCCCCACAUCUGACACAUGGGGGGCA